AGAGCACUGGCAUAGUGUAAUAAAUUUAAGUUGUAAACGUGUUUCAAUUCAUUUUUUUUUUUUUUUUACAUAUUUAGUUUUAAAAUUUUGCAAAAAGUGGCAGAGACCAAUUUAAAUUCAAGAUCAUAGUGGAAAAGUUGAAAAGAUAAAACAAAAAACAAAACCAGAGAAAAAAAAAAACAAGGAGAAAAAACCAAAUCAAGUUAAAUAACGAGAACCAACAGAAGAUUUGCGAGGAAAAACGCAAAAGAAAAGGCAAAAGGAAGGCAAAAGGAAGAGCGAAGGCGCAAAAUGCCGAAACAGUCGAGCAGCGUGAAGAGGACCUCGCUCAGCGCCGUAGAGCAAUACGAGCUGAACCAAUGGCUCGAGGAGAACCGUAUAAAUUCGUCAAAUUUGCGGCGCUCGUUUACGGACGUGCUGCCGCUGGCACGGCUAAUGUCACGCUACUAUCCGGAAAUGAUUGAUCUCAACUAUUAUCCGCCGCGGAACAGUGUCCAGAAUAAGCUGUGCAAUUGGGAAUCGUUCAAUAAGCGUGUUUUGGCACGCCUCGGCCUCCAGCUGACACGCGAUCAGAUGGUGCGCGUGGCACGCAGCGUGCCCGGCUCUGUUGAUCUCUUGCUGUACAGCGUGAUGCGUGUCCAGAUGGCGGCGGAGCGCAAGGCGCGCGAGGAGCGGCCCAGCAGCGAAGACGAGGACAUCGAUGCGGACGAGAAGCAGUCGGCCGGCGAGCCGGAUGACAAAAAAGCAGACAAGGCCAGAGUCAAGCCAAUGGGCGUGGGCAUGGAUACGGUUAACCGGAACCUGAAACAGACGCCGGCGUCGCCAUUGAAGCGUGCUGCCGCUGCAGCGGUGAGUGUGAAAGCGGCAGCUGUUGCAGGUGCUGCACGCGGAGGUGGAGGCGGAGGUGCAUCGACUGGUCGCAACAAGAGGCAACAGCUGACAAUGUCCGGUGCCAGCAGCCGGGAGCUGAGCCAUCCGCAGCGUCAAAGAGGCCGUCAAUCAGCUGCAGCGAAAAAACGCUAAAAUCGAGCGUUUCAAUCAGUGGAGCGCCCAUCUGGAGAACAUGUUGCAACUGAAAUGCGAGCGCAUCGAUGAGCUGCAACGUCAGGUGGCCGUUGCCGCGCUCUCGAGUCGCCACAAGCCGUUGCGCAUGGGCCAUCGGCGGGCGAGGCUCAAGAAACGCAAUAUGCAGUUGGCCAAUACAAUUGGCGGCAUGCUCAAGUUGGCCGUCAAAAGGUUAUAGUACCAGACGCACACACACACACACACACACAUACAGAGACAAACACACACACCCAAACAUGCCCAAAGGGACAUUCCUCACACUUCGCACAUAGAUAGCCUAUAAUCAUGUUGCAUCUGUUCGACAGCUAGUACGCUGCGCUGCUUCCUUUGGGUCCAUUAAUGCCAUUUGAUUUGUGAUAACCCUUUUAGGCAAACGCCAUGUUGGAUUCCACACACACACACGCACACAUACACACACACACACACACGGUCACACACACACACACACGAUUUCGGCCAACUCGAAAUUCUUGAAACAGAGACAAAAAAAAAA
Messenger RNA from Drosophila virilis, 1558 nucleotides. RefSeq names its product sperm flagellar protein 1. Gene Ontology annotation, molecular function: microtubule binding. Gene Ontology annotation, biological process: regulation of cytoskeleton organization. Lineage: Eukaryota; Metazoa; Arthropoda; Insecta; Diptera; Drosophilidae. Gene Ontology annotation, cellular component: axoneme. The record is from RefSeq and is a predicted model, not a curated record.